AUGGCAACAGCACAGACCAGAACGCCUCGUUACAAUGAACAGCAUCCACCGGAAAUGGAGAUCACUGGCUAUUUCUCUGGAAAAAUCAACGAGGCCAUAGGUGAGGUUGACUUCCUUCUUCGUCAGGGUCCCGUUAUCGUUCUCUCUCUCGAGGGCCACUCAACAUGGGGUACUAGGCUUGCGCACCCAUCUCGUAAUGCGGUAUCUGUCUUUCGGGAUCUUUCGGAAAUCGACGAAACCAGAGUCACUUUCAAGCUCUACCCCCCUGAUCUACCGAGAGAGGCAACGUGGGAGACCCGACCAGUUGUGCGGAAGCUGCGGCCAAACGAAAUCCUUUUUGUGAAAGGGUCGGUCAGAAUGGGGAUAGAGGUUCCUACUGGGGGUUCUUUUGUCUGGCUAGGAAACAGUGGUGACCCAAUGGCAUUUGACAUGCUUGGCCCAGAGGUCUUUGAAUUCAUGGCGAUUUGA
Messenger RNA from Penicillium arizonense, 468 nucleotides. RefSeq lists its product as uncharacterized. The coding region runs from base 1 to 468 and encodes 155 amino acids. The transcript is spliced from 2 exons. The record is from RefSeq and is a predicted model, not a curated record. NCBI's taxonomy places the organism in Eukaryota, Fungi, Ascomycota, Eurotiomycetes, Eurotiales, Aspergillaceae.